Messenger RNA from Peniophora sp. CBMAI 1063, 1713 nucleotides. Lineage: Eukaryota; Fungi; Basidiomycota; Agaricomycetes; Russulales; Peniophoraceae. The record is from the annotation of a GenBank genome assembly.
AUGUGUGUUCCAUUUACGUUCCAUACUUCAGUCAGCGUACUCAUUCUCUCACCUAGGAACGCUAUCAACGGACGAUCCGGUCCGCCCUCGGACACCCCGUCGAACACUGCCGAUGUUCUCGACGUUCUUGGCAAACCUGUAUGGCUUACCGCCCAGAUCGCAGGAUGCCGAGGCCUGCCUCAAACAUCAGGGGCCUGGAAGAACCGCCCCGAUAGCUCUCGUCUUUGCCGCAUCACCUUUCAGGCACUAAGCGCAAACGGUGCACCGUGGGUUGACUCAAAGACCGCUCAGGAAGGCCAAGGCCUGGCGCGAGGGACGGUACGCUGGAAUGAGUCUCUCAGCUUCGAAUCUCUGGAGCUGAGCUUGAUAUCUAUCGCACUCUACGUGAAAGAUGUCAAUGGUGUAAUGCAACGGGUCUGUGAGACCUCUGUCACGGUGACGACAUUUCUUGAAAGCAGGCAAUUGCUUCUUCUUCCGACCGGAACAAUUUCCGACUCUACUGAAUGUACUCUCUUCUUCUCGGCGUCCCAAAUGCUCGAUGAACCAAACCAACAAGAGCGCAACUCAUCUACCGACGAAGCGAUCUCGACCGAAGAGACACGUGAGAGCCCUACCCCUACAUCUGAACCCUCGACCAUAUGCGCAGCUACGCCGUGGUCCACUGUUCUAAGGGGUCUGGUAGUUCUCGUGGACAUCACCGCUCAUUUCAAGAUUCGAACACGCGGCUACUGGAUCUUAUGGGAAUUGUACGAUACAUAUAAGAAAUGCAUGCGUCUGCAGUUGUGUCGUCCGGAGAUAUGCUCCCUGACCAUCUCAUUAGUGACGGCAAUCGAUACCGUACUCGCUCAGAACCAGCAAAUGGAUCUCAUCGCACCUCACAGGCGAACCAUGUUACAGGACGUGUUCGAUCAGUUGUACCACUCAGCCAACUUCAUCGUGGAUUACGUCUUUCAUUUGGAGCACGACCUCAUGGAAGGGCGUCACUGCUUCCGCAAUGAGCCUCAGUAUAGUGCGAAAGGCGGCGUCAACGUUGAGACUGUUCGCGAAGGUCAUGGUCACGAGCUAGACAGACUCGCGAGGCUUGCAGCUACAACUGCACCGACAUCCGAAGCCAAUACAAGGCCCACCCCUUUGAAGCGUGCCACCACAAUGCUGUCUGUGAACGUGAAAGACACGUUGCUCCUCGCCCUUGAAGCCAUCGCUCGAACGUCUGAUGCCAUACCCCCAUUGAAAGGAGCUACAAAUGGUUUGCUGUUCUUUGUGACUCACGCAGACGUGAUGUUCGGCAAUAGGUCAAAAAUACAAGACAUACACACACGCAUCGCCGGGCUAGCGGCCCAACUUGAACCCGACAUCAUGCAGCGCAACUCUUUGGCCCGCUCCCAUCAAGAUGCCAUCGCCGUCCUGGCUGAGGACCUGAGUACGGUCAGCACAAGUUUUGGGGAGAUCUUGCGUCAGCGUAAAAGCCGCUUCAAGCGCUAUCUUAGCGCAAAACGGCAUCAUGCAGAGUUAUCGGACAUGAUAGGGCGACUCGACCAAGCAAGGGCCAACUUCACGACAGCUGUCUCUACCUCGAACGCGAAGACGAACGCCGAGGUUCUCGCGUGCGUCAAGGCGAUCAUGGCCGUCGUGGGCGAACCAUGCAUGUGCAAUUUCGGGAGGAGUCGCUCGGACUCCAGUUCCACGUCAUUUGAGACGGUCCCUCUGCAAUAG